Cheilinus undulatus (humphead wrasse) is the source of this 2609-nucleotide messenger RNA. RefSeq names its product DNA topoisomerase I, mitochondrial. NCBI's taxonomy places the organism in Eukaryota, Metazoa, Chordata, Actinopteri, Labriformes, Labridae. Gene Ontology annotation, biological process: chromosome segregation; DNA topological change; DNA replication. Gene Ontology annotation, cellular component: nucleolus; chromosome. The record is from RefSeq and is a predicted model, not a curated record. The transcript has 20 exons. Gene Ontology annotation, molecular function: DNA binding; DNA topoisomerase type I (single strand cut, ATP-independent) activity. The coding region runs from base 111 to 2357 and encodes 748 amino acids.
GCCAAUCAGAGUUCAGCUGGAAUCAGCGCAUGCUCAGUUCAAUGCUAGCGAGGAGCGUGGAACCGCUGUGUCCUACAGGAUAAUCGCCAAGAACUAGUCCUGUGUGAGCCAUGGGAGGAGAGAAGGGCGCCAAAGGAGACGGGAAGACCAAACACAAAGAAACGAAGCUGAAAAAGCUAAGUGAUAAUGAAAACGCUGGCACGGCUGAAGAUGACGUUUUCAACAGUGAAAAGUCAACCAAUUCUGUGAAAACUCACGAUGGAAAGUCUCAUAAGAAGGCCAAGAAAUCUAAGAAAGAAUCAAGAGAGUCCCAAGAGACAGUCAGCAGCCCAAGUGAAUCAUUGAAACAGGAACUAGAGGAUGGGGAUUUUACUCCAAAAAAGAGAGGAAUGAAAAGAAAGAGGAUUAAGGAUGAACCCAUCGAAGGUCCUUCACUGUCCACAGCCACACCACGUUCAAAGAGAAGAAGUGAACAACAUGAAGAAGAAGAAAGUGAUGGAGAGGCUCCAAAAAAGAAGUCAAAGAAGAAAACAGAGAAAGCAGUCAAGAAAGAGGAAGCAGAAAUGCCAGUCUCCAAAAAAAUAAAAAAGACAAAGGAGGAGAUCGAGGAGGCGAGACAACUGAAGAUCAAAAAAAAAGAGGAGGAGGAGCAGAAUCGCUGGAGAUGGUGGGAAGAAGAAAAGUAUGAAGAUGGGGUGAAGUGGAAGUUCCUUGAACACAAAGGUCCCUACUUCCCUCCUGAGUACCAGCCCCUGCCAGAUGAUGUUCACUUCUAUUAUAAUGGUAAAGCAAUGAAGCUGAGCUUGGCAGCUGAGGAGGUGGCGUUUUUCUUUGCCCAGAUGUUGGACCACGAAUACACCACCAAGAAAGUGUUCAGGGAGAACUUCUUUAAAGACUGGAGGAAGGAAAUGACCCAUGAGGAGCGAAAACUGAUUCAAGACCUUGACAAGUGUGACUUUGGAGAGAUCCAUGCCAUGCAUAAAGCCAAAGUGGAGGCCAGAAAAAACAUGACCAAGGAGGAGAAACUGGACAUAAAAGAAGCCAAUCAGAAGAUUGUGGAUGAGUUCGGCUUCUGUCUGCUGGACCACCACAAAGAGCGCAUCGGGAACUUUAAGAUCGAGCCUCCUGGGCUGUUCAGGGGCAGAGGGGAGCAUCCCAAACAGGGCAUGCUGAAGAAAAGGAUCCAACCAGAGGACGUCAUCAUCAACUGCGGCAAAGAGUCUUGUGCACCAGUGCCCCCUGCUGGUCACCGCUGGAAGGAGGUACGGCACGACAACACUGUGACAUGGCUGGCCAGUUGGACUGAAAACAUCCAGGGAUCCAUUAAAUACAUCAUGCUCAAUGCCAACUCAAAGCUGAAGGGAGAGAAGGACUGGGAGAAAUAUGAAGUGGCUCGGAAACUGAAGUCAUGCGUGGACGACAUCCGUAACCAGUACAACCAGGACCUCAAAUCUAAAGAGAUGGUUAAACGGCAAAGAGCUGUGGCCCUCUACUUCAUAGACGAGCUGGCACUGAGAGCUGGAAACGAAAAGGAGGAGGGAGAGACGGCGGACACGGUGGGUUGCUGCUCACUACGUGUGGAACACAUCACUCUACAUGAGAAACUGGAUGGCAGCGAGUGUGUGGUGGAAUUUGACUUCCUGGGUAAAGACUCCAUCCGCUACUACAACAAGGUCCCAGUCAUCCGGAGGGUUUUUAAGAAUCUUAAACUGUUCAUGGAGAACAAGCAAGCUGGAGACGACCUCUUUGAUCGCCUGAAUACAACCAUGCUGAACAAGCACCUGAGCUCUCUAAUGCCAGGUCUGACUGCCAAGGUCUUCAGGACGUACAACGCCUCCAUCACUUUGCAGCAGCAGCUCAAAGAGCUCACAAACAAGUCUGACAACUUGGCUGAGAAAAUCCUGUCCUACAACAGAGCCAACAGAGCAGUUGCUAUUCUCUGUAACCACCAGCGGGCGCCGCCAAAGACCUUUGAUCAGUCGAUGGCUAACCUUCAGGCCAAGAUUGAAGCCCGAAAAGAACAGCUGGCCCUGGCAAAGACGGAGCUGAAACAGGCCAAGAAGGAGGCCAAGACAAAAGGCAGCUCAGACCAGAAGCUGCAGACGGUGGUGGAGCGAAAGAAGGCAGCAGUGAAGCGCUGUGAGGAUCAGCUGCUGAAGCUGGAGGUUCAGGCAACUGACAGAGAAGAAAACAAACAGAUCGCAUUGGGUACCUCCAAACUGAACUACCUGGACCCACGCAUCAGUGUGGCCUGGUGUAAGAACAUGGACGUACCUAUAGAGAAAAUCUACAACAAGACACAAAGGGACAAGUUUGCCUGGGCCAUCGACAUGACGGAAUCAGACUUUGAAUUCUAACGUUAAACUUGUAGACGUCUUGUUCGCUGGCUGAAAUGCAGUUAAGGAACCAGUCACCUUAUAACACUUAUAAAUUUUAUGUGUUUUAUGUUUAUAGGUGUGUUUCUUAGAUCAACCGUAUCAAACACCACAUGUGAGCACAUUUGUUUACUGCUGUUUGAUACUUUGUAGCACUUGAAUUUGAGUCACUUUUGGUGUUUUUUUUGUUCUGUUUUUGCAUUCUCUUGAAUAAAGGUUCCUAUGGAGAACUGA